Messenger RNA from Syngnathus acus (greater pipefish), 3270 nucleotides. It is a transcript of the gene ccny, whose product is annotated as cyclin Y. Gene Ontology annotation, molecular function: cyclin-dependent protein serine/threonine kinase activator activity; protein kinase binding. Gene Ontology annotation, biological process: regulation of cyclin-dependent protein serine/threonine kinase activity; regulation of canonical Wnt signaling pathway. Gene Ontology annotation, cellular component: cytoplasmic cyclin-dependent protein kinase holoenzyme complex; plasma membrane. Lineage: Eukaryota; Metazoa; Chordata; Actinopteri; Syngnathiformes; Syngnathidae. The record is from RefSeq and is a predicted model, not a curated record. The transcript is spliced from 12 exons. Bases 539 to 1609 code for a protein of 356 amino acids.
GUAUAUUUGGGUAUACGGGGCAGAAGGGGAAACAUCCCCAAUGCAUAUGAGCGCAACAUGGUAGCGGAGGAAGCCACCGAUGUCCACAUCGCAUCGGCUACAAUGUAGCACCGAUUGUUUUUUAGACAAAUAUUGCCAAACGUGCAAAAAGUGUCAUGUGUUGGUCCUCGCUUGGGCGCAGGAGCGCAAUAAAAUGAUUUGAUGAGGAAAAACAAGGAGGGGACGCUCAGUCUGGAAUAACAAGACGAAGGGAGUCGUCACUGGAGAAAGCUAAGUGUUACAUGGAGGCUCAAAUCUGCGUUCGCCCGAAGGUUUGGGCUGAUCGCCACUUCUCUUAGCUUUAUUUGGGAUCUUAGCAGCAUUGCAAUGGCUCGGAGUCGGCAGUUAAUCGUAUCCUAGGCCGAGGAAAGGGUGUGUAACGCGAGCGGAUAACGGGGCCAGUUCGUCUCUUCGGAUUACCGCCCAGCCUGUUCCUCUUCCCCAUUACACGAAACUAAACGUUGUGUCAAGCAAAGAGUAUUAAUCACCUUAUUUCGUCAUGGGGAACACACCUUCGUGCUGCGUGGCGUCGAGCCCUAAACACCGGCGGAACAACCACUCCAGACUGGAGCCCUAUCGGCCAGAGCCGGAGCUGAGCCGGGAGGAUACGGGCUGCAACCUCCAGCACAUCAGCGACAGAGAAAAUUUGGACGAUCUGCCGAUGGAGUAUAAUCCCUCUGACCAUCCUCGAGCCAGCACCAUCUUCCUUAGCAAGUCCCAAACUGAUGUUCCUGUGCACAGCAAGCGAGUACGAGAAAAGAGGAAGAGCCUUUACAUCAAUCAUUUCACACACAUUUCGGAAAACAAGCAUCAUUCAGGCUUGGUGAGAAGGAAGUACAGCUCGUGCUCUACUAUAUUCCUCGAUGACAGCACUGUCAGUCAACCCAACCUCAAAUACACCAUUAAAUGUGUAGCCCUUGCAAUAUUCUAUCACAUAAGAAACAGAGAGGUCGACGGAAGAAUGCUGUUAGACAUAUUCGAUGAGAAGCUUCAUCCGUUGUCGAAGUCGGAAGUUCCUCCUGACUACGAUAAGCACGACCCUGAGCAAAAGCAGAUUUAUCGCUUCGUAAGGACGCUGUUCAGCGCCGCGCAGCUCACGGCCGAGUGUGCCAUUGUCACAUUGGUGUAUUUGGAGAGGCUCCUGACCUAUGCCGAGAUUGACAUUUGUCCCGCCAACUGGAAGCGGAUUGUUUUAGGAGCCAUCCUUCUGGCAUCCAAAGUUUGGGAUGACCAGGCGGUGUGGAAUGUAGACUACUGCCAAAUUCUCAAGGAUAUCACUGUGGAGGACAUGAAUGAGCUGGAGCGGCAGUUUCUGGAGCUGCUUCAAUUCAACAUCAACGUGCCGUCCAGUGUCUACGCCAAGUAUUACUUUGACCUACGUUCUCUGGCAGAGGCAAACAACCUCAGUUUUCCUCUCGAGGCCCUCAGCAGAGACAAGGCCCAGAAACUUGAGGCUAUAUCCAGGUUGUGCGACGACAAGUACAAGGACCUGAAGAAGUUAGCAAAGAAGCGGUCAGUGAGUUCUGACAACCUGGUGAUGGUGCGGUGGUGUCCGGCCAUCAUUUCCUAACGAUGGCCAUCAGCAGGAUUGAGUAAGUGGAACCUGUCAGCUGACUCUGCCCGGUUAGCAGGCAAACUUAGCAGGCGGAGCGGCUGUCCUGUGGAUAUGUGCGUCUGUCCCGCCCGAGAGACACACAAACACAAUCUGGCACUUUUACAAAGCAAGAUUGCACCUCUCUAGUUGUAAAUAACACGGCACUGAAGGGCGGAACAAGCCGGAGCGGAACCAAACGGAAGCGCGUGAGUGCGACAAAAUGAAGAAGUGCAGAUGUCGGGUUGAAAAGCGAGACCACGAAGGAGAAACGACAACGAGACAAAAGUAGCGGCGCAGCUACAUUCCUGUCAUUUUUUAAACCUCUCCCUUCUGUUUCUUAUCUUUUACGAUCUCAUAGACCAUUUUAAAUUCUCCAUCUUUUCCAGCAUUUUGUUGAUCUCACGUUUGAGUUCAUUCCCAUUUCAAUGCUACACAACAGUGUACAUUCCAUUUCACAUAUCGCCACCUCUCUUUUGAUUUCCGUAUGUUACACAGUGUUGAUUUAGCGAACAGCCUUACAUCUGGCAUUCCUGAGCCAACAGAAAAUCUGUGUCAGACCUCCAUUUGACACGUUUGACAGUCUGGGGGCUGGUAAAGCGAACUCUUGUUCUUCUAAGUGGCUCUCUCUUCCAACUCAGAUCUUCACGGCAAGCAAUAUUCAUGCAUUGUUACAGUCAGGUAGAAUGAAGCAUGCAUACUUGAGGGGAGGGAGGGGGGCGGGGCUUGGGGCGGGGGGGGGGGGGCUCUGGCAUUCAAUUCUCAGUCCGAAAUGUACUUCAAAGGUCACGUUGUACUUUCUUCACUGCCAUUGUCCUGACCUGUGGUGCCUGGAAUAACCAAUUUCAAAUCCUUACCACUGAUGAGAAGAACAAAUAACUAACAAAUCAUUUUGAUUCCCACUACCUUUUUUAAUGGUUCUUCCUGCUUACUAAACAGCACAAUUAAACACUCUGUAUUCAGAAGCUACUACUAAAAAAAAAAAAACUCUUCAGGGUAGUUUUGUGUUCUGGAGACGAGCUGAAUGACGUUCUUAUUAUAUGUGAUGAUUAACACUGUUCACACACAGAUUGUAUACGUUUUGCUAAAUUGUCUCUGUAUAGUGUACAUAACAGUGCCAGUUUGCAACAUCUGCGGUUGUACUGUUAGAAUAUUUAUAUUAGAUCCAGUUUCUACUGUACAUGAGGUGGACAGCAAUUGUGACAAAUCAUUUGAAGAAUUUUGAGUUCUGAAGAUUUAAAUGGGAGCUACUUUUGUCUUGAUUCUUGUUACAAUGUUUUCUACUCAUAAAACGGUUGUCAUGGUAACACACGGUAUCUAGGGCAAUACAAUUAUAGGUGCACAGUAAAUGAUUUCUUACUAUAUACAUAUAUAUAUAUAUAUAUAUAUAUAUAUAUAUAUAUAUAUAUAUAUAUAUACAUAUAUAUAAUGUGAAUUAUUUUAAGACCUGGUUGCCGCAGUUUUUUUUUGUAUUUUAGCUAGCUUGCUAGCAAUUCACACCAAUUUGGACCAAAGAUGUUUGAUUAAAAUGAAUUGUAUUGUUGUGCAUACAAUAUAGGUCAAGGAUUUUAGAAUUGUGACAAGACUGAAGACAUCAUUUUUGUUACCUGUGUUUAAUAAAAACAUCUGAAUACUGUUAA